Lepisosteus oculatus (spotted gar) is the source of this 3212-nucleotide messenger RNA. It is a transcript of the gene ikbkg, whose product is annotated as inhibitor of nuclear factor kappa B kinase regulatory subunit gamma. Gene Ontology annotation, biological process: positive regulation of canonical NF-kappaB signal transduction. Gene Ontology annotation, cellular component: nucleus; cytoplasm; IkappaB kinase complex. Lineage: Eukaryota; Metazoa; Chordata; Actinopteri; Semionotiformes; Lepisosteidae. Gene Ontology annotation, molecular function: K63-linked polyubiquitin modification-dependent protein binding. The record is from RefSeq and is a predicted model, not a curated record.
GCCCUGUCUUGGCCCUAAAUCCGGGACAACUCUAACGCAGAGCUCCGCCCUGCCCUUCAGGGUAUGGCAGGAGGGGUCUGAAGCGGUUCCGAACUGCAGAGCAGCUCCUCGGAUCCUCAGAGCAGAACAGGAGAAUUAAAAUUCUCACGACUUGCAGAGCUCGCUCUGCCGGACGUUGUAUUAAUGUGCAGGGACUCCGCCGACAGUGUUUACGGUUUCCCGAGGUCCAGCACGCUGGUUCAGAUUGUUAAUAUCCCCAACCAUAGUUCAAAAUAAAUACACCCGAGAAGUAUCCUGGGUGUGUUUUGUUGUGAAGCGACGUGCGAGACCACGAAGGGUUAAUAUCGCCAGAGAAGUCGCCCGGCCGCGUCACCCCGGCCCCUCCCUCCAUCGACUGCAGCGAAACUGAAAGCGGCUGUUCAGCCGGGGCAGAUUCAGGAAGAUAGGGCUCGGGCGAACGGGACCUUCCCGUGGAUCGGAACCGGCCGGGGACGCGGCUGCUCCGCUGACACUGUAGCGGGCGGGUUCUGGUUCGGCUCCAGCGUCUGGACUCUGAGCAGGGGCUGGCACUGUGCUCGGUUCACACUGCAUAGCCUACGACACAGCUUGAUCGCACUGAUUUCUGACUUUUUCUUCAAGGGUCUUUUUUAAACGUUCACGAGCGGUAAAGUUACAGCGUGUGGAGACCAUGGUCCAGCCCAAAGGCCUCAUGGGUAACGAGCUGAAGUCAGACAUGAUUGGUGGAGACGGGUCGAUGGGGCUGCGGGGUCAGGGGUCGACACAGAUCCCCCCAGAGCUGGCGGGCAACGAGAUCGUCCAGAGGCUGCUGGCAGAGAACCAGGACCUGCGAGAUGCUAUCAGGCAGAGUAACCAGGCGCUGAGGGAUCGCUACGAGGAGAUGCUGAGUUUCCGGCUGAAAAACCGCCAGGAGCGCCAGUUUCUGAUGGAGAAGUUCAGAGAAGCCCGGGAGCUGGUGGAGCGGCUCAGCAGGGAGAACCAUCUCCUGCAGGGGCAGCUGAACCGCCAUCUGCUUCAGAACCAGAACCACACUCUGAGCCAGAACCCCAGCCCAUCUCCCCAGAGCAGCCGCCAGGUACCCAGUCCUGAGGAGAGCCUGGACAGUAGCUCAGAGGAGGGGGUGCUGGAGGCAGGAGUGAAGGCAGCGAGGGAGAGGCAGCCAGAAAGCCCUCCUCAGAGCAUGGCUCUUUCCAGUGCGUCCAGCUCAGUGUGCUCCCAGGGCACUGUCACUCAGAGCCUGUUCGACAGCCUCUCCUCCGAGCCCGAGCAGCCCGACUGUGGGGAGGCCGAGAGAGUGCGCAGCCAGCCCAGUGAAGGAGCAAACGCAUUCCUGAAGCUGCUGAAGGCUCACAAGGAGGAGCUGGAGGAGUCGCUGAGGGAGCUGAGGAGACGCAAUCAGCUGUUGGAAAAGGAGAAGGAGGAGCUGUUAAGUGCCAAUGUCCAGCUGCAGAGUGAACUGACCCAGAUUAAGGACAGCAGGGAGCCUGAAGGGGGCAGUGAGGAACCCCAGGGCACAGUGACCCAGGAGAGACUGCAGAGGGCCAACAGUGCUGAUGAGACGGGCUCGGAGCUGCGCAGGAAGGUGGCCCAGCUGUCGGAGCAGAUCAGCAUCACAGACGCCAGGAAAGAGCAGUUGGAGACUGAGUUGCAUGCUAAGAUUGAGGCCUUGAAGAUGGCAGAAGCCCGGCUGGAGCAUUCGGAAACCUUGAGGAAACAGCGGGAUAGGGAUCUACAGCUCGAGAGGGAGCAGAGCCUGCAGCUCUCGAAGGACAGCGAGUCUGUGAAGGCCCAGGUCACGUCUCUGCUGGCAGAGCUACAGGAGAGCCAGAGCUGCCUGGAGAAGAGUGAGCAGGAGAAGGACAUGAUGGAAGACAAGCUGCGCAGGACGAGCGAAGCGCUGCAGUCUUUGGAGAGGGAGACGGAGCAGAUGAAGAAGCAGCACAGUGUGGCCACUGAUCAGCUGAGGCUGCAGACACAGAGCCUGGAGUCAGCGCUGAAGACAGAGAGACACAUCGUCACCGAGGAGAAGCGGAAGCUGGCUCAGCUGCAGCAUGCCUACACCCAGCUCUUCCAGGACUAUGACAUGAGACUGAAGAACGAGACAGCUGCCAAGCAGCGGGGUGCUGAGCUGGAAGACCUUGCAGCUCAACUUCAGGAGGCAGAGAGAGCUCUGGCUAUGAAGCAGGACCUCAUCGACAAGCUGAAGGAGCAGGUGGAGCAGCAGAGGGGAGCUCUGGAGACCGUGCCUGUUCUUACUGCACAGGCGGAGAUCUACAAGGCAGAUUUCCUGGCAGAGCGCGAGGCUCGGGAGAAGCUCCAUGAGCAAAAGGAAGCUUUGCAAGAGCAACUUGCCCAGCUGCAGGUGGACAGAGAGCGGUUGCUGGCGGAGGGGACGGCCAGGGCCCGAAUGGAGGAGAUGCAGCAGAGACAUCUGGAUUACCACCACCAGCUCCCCCAGCAGCGGCCACUGCUGCCCCCUCAGCCUGGUUUCCCCGGAGCCACAGUGCCGUUCAGUCCCGCGCAGGACCUCUCCCUGCGGAGGCGCAGCAUGACAGACGAGCUCCCCGACUUCUGCUGCCCCAAAUGUCAGUACCAGGCACCCGACAUGGACACCCUGCAGAUCCACGUCAUGGACUGCAUACAGUGAGAGAUGGGGAGGAGGCCAAAGGAUUUCCUGAGGAAUAUUUUUACAAAUUUUGCGAGAAGAUCACGGAGUAUAUUUGAGUGUAAAUACUUAUAUAAACUAGCAGUUAAAUUCAUACACCCAUUAACUUUAAUCCUCUGUGUGAAUUCAGUUGUAAGAGUUUUUCCAUAGUGGAGUUGUGUACUAAAAACGAGGUCUGUACGUGUUGGCAAGACAGGAUUCUGUUCGAGUCAUUCGUCAGGUGUGACAGAGGUUAGAAUUGAGAGGGUGUGAGAAAGCCUCAAGUCAUGGACCAUUUAAGAACUCUUUGUGCAUAACAUGUCCAUGUGUUGAAAUAUGCAAUAUUGUGAAGACUGAAUUUGUAUUUCUCUUACUAUUCUUCAUAGAGAACGUUUCUUCCACUGUGUUGCCAUGAUUGUGUCCUUUUAGUUCUAAGUGUCACUUGUUCACUCAUUCUUCUGUUGAUUUUGAAUCAUGGGUGUUCCUUCUAUUUUUAUUGUUUGAAUUAUUGAAACAGAGAUUUGCUACAAUACAGUAUAUUUGUCUUGGC